Messenger RNA from Peronospora matthiolae, 1839 nucleotides. Lineage: Eukaryota; Oomycota; Peronosporomycetes; Peronosporales; Peronosporaceae. The record is from the annotation of a GenBank genome assembly.
AUGCCCGUCCUCACCACCACCACCACCGCGGGCGGAAGCGCACCGCCCGUCGUGGGCGUUCUAGGCGGCGGCCAGCUCGGCCGCAUGAUGGCCACUGCCGCCCACCGUCUCGGUCUCCAGGUCGUCGUGCUCGAUCCGCUCGGCGUCUCGUCUCCCGCCGGUCAAAUGGGGCUCCCAGCGCUCGCCGGCAGCCUCACGAAGGAGGCGGACAUUGCGCACUUAGCCGCUAAGUGCGAUGUCUUGACCGUCGAAAUCGAGCACGUGAACGCGCCGUACCUCGCCCAAUUACAAGACCGCAAGCAGACGGGCCAGCUCCACGGCGUCCACCCGUCCCCGGCCACGAUCGCCUUGAUCCAGGACAAGUACCAGCAGAAACAGUUCUUUGCGCAGGUUCGGGACGUGCACGUGGCGCCGUUUGAGCUCGUGACGUCGCUCGACGUGGCGCGGCAAGUGGGCGCGGCCUUCGGCUACCCGUUCAUGCUCAAGUCGCGCCGCUUGGCGUACGACGGACGCGGCAAUGCGGUGGUGAGGCAGGAGAAGGACUUGCAGCGUGCGUUCGAGAAGCUAGGGGCCAUGCUGCUGGCGCGGGAUCAAGUGGAAGCCAAGGAGGACGAGGACGAGGAGGACGAGGAGGGGAGGGGAGACGACCGGCUGCAGCGGGAGCACGAGAUGCACCAGUUGUAUGCGGAGAAGUGGGUCCCGUUUGUCAAGGAGCUGGCGGUGAUGGUGGUCAAAGGCGCGGAUGAGGAGGUGCGGGCGUACCCCGUUGUGGAAACGACGCAGCGGGACAGUAUUUGUGAUACUGUGCUGGCUCCAGCACAGGUUUCGGAGGAUGUAGCGAAGCGGGCGCGUGAGAUGGCGCUGGCUGCAGUGGCAGAGCUGGAAGGUCGUGGGGUUUAUGGCGUCGAGCUGUUUCUCACGGCGGCAGGUGAUGUGCUGCUGAAUGAGAUUGCCCCGCGGCCUCACAACUCGGGCCAUUAUACGAUCGAAGCAUGUGAAACGGAUCAGUUUGAACAGCAUCUGCGGGCGGUUACGGGCUUACCACUCGGCAGCUGUGCGAUGCGGGUACCAGCGGCGCUCAUGGUGAAUGUUCUUGGCGAUGCAACGUCAUCGGAAGACGUGAGCUUUGCACUGCUCCGCAAUAGUUUGAGCAUCCCAGGUGCUGCGGCCCACUUUUAUGGAAAGGCAGGCGUGCGUCCUGGACGCAAGCUUGGACACGUGACCAUCACGGCGCCGAACCUGGAGGAGCUGACGAAGCGCGCUACGGCGCUAUCACCUGAGUGUGCAAAGAGCUCGGGACUGCUGAAGCUUGAGCGCAAGCCACUGGUGGGUAUUGUCAUGGGCUCUGACUCGGACCUCCCUACUAUGGCAGCAGCGGCGGACAUGCUCGAGAAGUUCGGUGUACCCUACGAACUUACGAUUGUGUCAGCGCACCGCACACCCUUGCGCAUGUACGAGUAUGCCCAAAGCGCUGCUGCGCGCGGUCUCAAGGUCGUUAUCGCUGGUGCUGGUGGUGCUGCUCAUUUGCCAGGAAUGAUCGCUGCGUUGACGCCUUUGCCUGUCGUUGGUGUCCCCGUGAAGACGUCGACGCUCAACGGCAAAGACUCGCUGUUAAGCAUUGUGCAAAUGCCCCGUGGUGUGCCUGUUGCUACUGUGGCAAUUGGCAACUCGACGAACGCUGGUCUACUGGCUGUUCGAAUCCUGAGUGCUGGGGACUCGUCGCUUCUUGAAGCGAUGGCGACGUUUCUCGAAACGCAGACGCGCGAGGUUGACAAUAAGAUCGAGACGAUGGCCACCAGUGGUUGGAAGGAGUUUCUUCAGAACAUGAAGAAGCGCUAA